GCCCACAGAAAAACAAACCAUCCAAUCUAAAAUUCCAAAAAGCUCUGGCAGAGAAGGGAACAGAGCUGGUUUGACGUCCAAGGCCCGGCAUCUCUUCCACCAUCCAUCACGGAUUUAAACCCCUACCUUUCAAAAAUCUACGGAAGAAAAAAAGAAAAGAGUCAAAAUCCUUCCUUUUCUACUCAGCUUCCUCUCUCCCUCCCUCUUUAUAUUUCGCUCACUUCCUCCUUUUCAUUCCCUUUCCCUUCUUUACUUCCCAAACCUCUCUCUGAAAAGAAAAAUCAUCCCAUCUUCAGGUUCUUUGAACCUUACCACAUCCAAAUACCCAUUUUGUGGAAGCAAAAGCGCCUGACUUUUGUUCGAUUCUUGCUGUUAACUGCCGAAUCUCACCUGGGUCUUCGUUCUUUCGUCCCCCUCUUCGAUUUUCUUUCUUGCCGCUGCUGAAUCUCAUUUGGGUCUUGGCUUUUUGUCGAAUUGCUGCCUUUUCGUUGUCUGUUGCUGCAGAAUCUCAUCUGGGUCUUUCUUCUUUGGCCGAAUUAUUGCCUUUCUCCUGCUUUUCACUGCCGAAUCUCAUCUGGGUCUUCGUUAUUUUGUUGAAUUACCGCCUCUCUCCAUCAGUUCCUAUGGAAAAAGAGAAGCUUUUCAUGAAUUCCAAUAGCCCAACUCCACUGAGCUAUGGUGGAUCAUCGUCGUCGCCUCCCAACUGGCAGCAAUCCUCGUCAGGUAUGGAUGUUCAGCUGGGUGAGUUGAAUUGCACUCCCGAACAGUUGCCGUCUUGCUUUCUCAAUCUCAAUUGGGAGGGUUCGAUGGACCAGAGCGUCCCGUUCGAAUCCGCCCUCAGCUCGAUUGUCUCAUCUCCUGCUGCAUCAAAUGCUGCCGUUCCUGUUGAGAGUGUUGUCAUUCGGGAACUGAUAGGGCGGUUGGGGAGCAUCUGUAACUCUGGCGAGAUCUCGCCACGGUCACAGACAAUGGGUGCCACCAGCCAUGCUUCUUACAUUGGAGGAAAUAACAGUACUAACACCUCAUGUUACAGCACGCCUCUGAAUUCCCCACCUAAGCUCAAUCUCUCCACCAUGGAUCAUCAGGCCAGGGGGAAUUUGCCCGUUCCAGGGGGUUCGAUAGCAGGCCGCCCGAGUCUGGCCCCUUUCUCUGCUGAUCCUGGCUUUGCAGAGAGAGCUGCCAAGUUCUCCUGCUUCGGCAAUGGAAGUUAUGGCAGCUUGACGAGCCAAUUCGGGUUCCCUGAAACUGAAUUUCCAUAUAGAUCGUCACAGCCAAGGAUGGAAAGCGGUAAGCUUUCAAGAGUCUCAAGCAGCCAGUCUCUCAAGGCUGGAUCUCAGACAGGCAUUUCAGAGAACAGGGAAAUGGCGUUGCAGGAAGGGUUGGAGGCGGAGAUGCGAUCGGCUUCUGCGUCUGACAAGAAGUUCAAUCGAUUGUCGCGCUCUUCUAGCCCUGAAAAUGCAGAAUUCAGGAUUGCCCGUGAAGAAUCGUCGGCUUCCUAUCAGAUCACACGUGGGGAGCUCAAAGGCCCAAAUGAGGUCAACGCCAGAAAGAGAAAAGCAGCUCCAAAGGGCAAGCCAAAGGAGCUCCCAUCGACUUCCUCAGCCAAAGAUGCUAAGGCAACUGAAGAUGACGAUUCAAGCACAAAGAGAUGCAAGCCGGAGGAAGCCGCUGGUGCCGGAAAGAAUGCCAUAAAGCCAAAGGCCGAACAGAAUAGCAAUGGAGUGGAGGAUUGUGAUCAGAAGAAAGGAAAAGAGAACAAUUCAAAGCCUCCCGAGCCGCCCAAGCAGGAUUACAUCCAUGUCAGGGCAAGGAGAGGCCAAGCUACAGACAGCCACAGUCUAGCAGAAAGGGUCCGAAGAGAGAAGAUCAGCGAACGGAUGAAGUUCCUGCAAGAUCUGGUCCCAGGUUGCAAUAAGGUGACUGGUAAAGCAGUUAUGCUCGACGAGAUCAUAAACUACGUGCAGUCAUUGCAGCGCCAGGUUGAGUUCCUUUCUAUGAAGCUGGCUACUGUGAAUCCGAGGUUAGAUUUCAAUGUGGAAAGUCUCCUCUCAAAGGAUGUUCUUCACUCGCGCGGGCCGUUGGCACAUACGGUGCAUCCAUUAGAUUCAUCAGCAUCAUCAUUUUCUUUUAUGCACCAAACACAACCAGGACCCCUCCAGAGCAUUGGAUCGAAUGGACCAUUGGAUGCCCAUUUCUCUCUAAAUCCAUUAGAUGCCACACUACGGCGGGCUCUUAGCAUGCAGCUUCCGACCGGUGAUGGAUAUGGGGAUGCUUCUCAGCUCGCUAAUGUCUGGGAUGAUGACCUUCAAAGUGUUGUCGAAAUGGGUUUCGGACAGAAUCAGGAAACGGCAUUCCCACUGCAGAGCUUCCAUGGUAGGAGAUCAAACCAAAUGCUCAGUGCCCACAUCCCACAUGAAAAUUGAGCUCUAAUAAGCAUAAAAAGAAAAACCCAAAUCUAAUCAAGCUCUCAACUUCGUCGCUGGAAUGCAUUCUUGGAAUGAGAGGCCUUUUGUAUAUACAGAGAUGUCAGUUUGAACCUGCGGACGGGAGUCCUUCGAACAAUCUAUCUUUAGGUCCGGACGGGAUUAUAUAUAUAUAUAUAUUUGCUAUCUCAUCAGCAACUGAUUCUUUCGAAAAAUCUCACAAGUGUCCGUUGUAAAAUCGUAACCUAAUUGCAUCCUGUGGUGAAUAAGAUCAACACCACAUGUAAGAUGUAACGCGGUGUCUCUGGAUUCUGAUUCGAUCAUGUUGGUAUUGUAAUUCGGAAAUGUUAUCAUCGUCAUUAUUAUAAUUCAUUGAAUUUGAAAUGA
Molecule: messenger RNA, 2810 nt
Organism: Magnolia sinica
Lineage: Eukaryota; Viridiplantae; Streptophyta; Magnoliopsida; Magnoliales; Magnoliaceae
Product: transcription factor bHLH62-like
Exons: 8
Coding region: 624-2423 (599 amino acids)
Biological process (GO): regulation of DNA-templated transcription
Cellular component (GO): nucleus
Molecular function (GO): DNA-binding transcription factor activity; protein dimerization activity
Source: RefSeq, a predicted model, not a curated record